This is a messenger RNA of Heterobilharzia americana, 1402 nucleotides long. Lineage: Eukaryota; Metazoa; Platyhelminthes; Trematoda; Strigeidida; Schistosomatidae. The record is from the annotation of a GenBank genome assembly.
GGGAUAUUGAAAUGUUUGUAUGAACAUUUCAAGGCCGAGUAAACAAAAAGCAACAAUGAAGGCAGAAAAUGGGACUAACAGCAAGGUGGAUAUGAGUCUAGAUGAAAUAAUCAAGCUGAACCAGAAAGAAGCUCGUAAAAAGAAGCAAAAUCAGCAAACCACAGCCACUCGCGGUGGACGGCAAAAGUUUACUAGUUCUCGACAAAAAUUACGGGUAGCUGCUGGUGGAAUUCGACUCCGAAGUCUAAAACAAAAGCGACUUUCUCGAAACAAUCGUCCUGUUCAAGAGUCUUCUACACAACCUCAAGUUCCUGCUAAAAAUAAACGUGUAUUCACAGCAAGAAACAUCCGCCCAAGUCGAUCAGUUGCUCUAGCAGUGCUUCGUAGGGCUCAGCGAACUGCUGCUGCUGCUGCAAAAACGGCAGCUGAUGCAACUGCGCUUCUUCAGCGCAACCGUAUCCAACGUCAGAAAUUGUUUGAUCAACGACGAAGCCUCCAGCCAGCCUCUCGCAUUGCCUAUGAAAGACGUCGCGCAAGGCGCAGAAGUGCGCCUGUUCCCGAACUUGGUUCUCGAACAGCCUACAACACAUCUAGGGUUAUUGGUCGUUCUUGGGAAGCAGAACAACAAUCACUGAGCUUUCAAGGACGCCCACGCCGCAAAUCUCGUCAGAUUCUGGAAAUACCUCGAGGCAGGCGAACUUCUUUUCGUGGGACUUCUCAGAAUGGUUCCUCACGCAUCAGCACGCCUUCUCGUAAUCAGAGGUGGAUUCAACGUUCUACUUUUCGAGGUAAUAGCCGAGGUCGACAGCGUAGUAAUUACACUCUUCCAAUAAAUAGUCGUCCAGCUUCCCGCGCUCGUAAUGCAGAAUAUCUGGCUCAGGCACGUGCGCUCAUCCGAGCACAAAGUGAGCAUGCUCAAAGGUAUAAUCUUGAUGAUACACCUACUACAUCUUUAUGGGCUCCUAGAUCCUAUAGUGCACCACGCAGGAACCUGAACUACUACGCAAAAUAUUGGGAUUCAUAGUAUCAGAACUGUUUGAUUUACCACAGAUCAACAUCGUUCGGAAAAGUAGUAUGUGGCUAUAUUUGAUACACUGAAUAAAUGUGCUUGUAUCUAUAUUUAUUCAAAUAACUUAUCUCGGAUGUUGAAUAUUGUUGAUUAUAAAAAAUGACAAGUUUGUGUAUGUUUUAAGUUGUAAAAUUGGGAUUUACAAACUCCUGUUCGCUCCAACUAUAUUAAAACACAACAACAAGUUCAGUUUGACUUGUAUAUGCUCGUUUUUAUAAGCGUAUAACAAAUACAAUGAAAAUUACCAACUGAACUGUACGCUUUUGUAUGUUUUUAGAACUUAAUCAACAAGCAUUUCAUUUCACUGAAUAAAAUGUGAUGAUAUUAUUGCAA